Messenger RNA from Kwoniella mangroviensis CBS 8507, 339 nucleotides. RefSeq lists its product as uncharacterized. The record is from RefSeq and is a predicted model, not a curated record. Gene Ontology annotation, biological process: sulfite transmembrane transport; transmembrane transport. The coding region runs from base 1 to 339 and encodes 112 amino acids. Gene Ontology annotation, cellular component: plasma membrane. Gene Ontology annotation, molecular function: sulfite transmembrane transporter activity. NCBI's taxonomy places the organism in Eukaryota, Fungi, Basidiomycota, Tremellomycetes, Tremellales, Cryptococcaceae. The transcript is spliced from 2 exons.
AUGGUUACUGAUCUACCAGCAGACGAGGUGUCUAUGCAGCAGGAGAAUACCAUCUCCUUCCCUCGACGCUCAUCCAAUACAUCCGAACGCACGAAAAUUGAAUUGAGUAACGUCUUUGGCGAAAAGGAAACGGUUGACACUCGGCUCAGUCACUGCGUCAUCAACCUUUCACCCGCUUUCUUCUCACUAAAUAUGGGUACAGGAAUCGUGUCGAUCCUUCUAUACACUUUCCCAUAUCUUGCAAGGUGGUUGAGGACGAUUGGUAUAGUCAUCUUCGUCCUCGACGUUGUUCUCUUCCUUUUGCUCAGCGUGGGCAAUCUCAUCCGGUACAUACAAUGA